AUGAUGCGCGCCAAUUUCCUGAAGCUUGCCCAAAGUGGCCGCAGUAACCUUGCCAUCGCAGCACGUCGCGCCUCUGUUCUCAAUGUCAAUCAACGACUCACACCGAUGCUCUUGUCUCGUGCCGCGUCCCAUCAACCUGUUCCAAUGCGCCUCUUCUCUACGUCCUCUCCCGUCGCACAUCAGACAGCACCUAAAGUCGAUAUUACGCCUAUUACUCAGGCCGAGUAUCAUGAUUUGGCGGAUGAAUACCUCGACGCGGUGCUUACCAAGUUCGAGGAGCUUCAGGAUGAGUACGGAGAGGUUGACGUUGAAUAUAGUUCUGGCGUUAUGACCGUUAAGAUCCCUAACGUCGGUACCUAUAUAAUCAAUAAGCAGCCUCCUAAUAAGCAAAUAUGGCUGUCGUCGCCUAUCUCCGGUCCAAAGCGAUACGAUUACGUGCGAUCUAGCGAGGCACAGAGUGAAAAUCAGGAUAGUAGCAAGGGAGAAUGGGUCUACGCUCGAGAUGGCUCGACCCUGAGCGACCUUCUAUUAAAAGAGACAGGCGUUGUGGUCGAAUUGGGAUCCGAAUAA
Daldinia childiae is the source of this 570-nucleotide messenger RNA. Its product is annotated as Frataxin like protein, mitochondrial. Gene Ontology annotation, cellular component: mitochondrion. The record is from RefSeq and is a predicted model, not a curated record. Gene Ontology annotation, molecular function: iron chaperone activity; 2 iron, 2 sulfur cluster binding; ferroxidase activity. Bases 1 to 570 code for a protein of 189 amino acids. Lineage: Eukaryota; Fungi; Ascomycota; Sordariomycetes; Xylariales; Hypoxylaceae. The transcript has 2 exons. Gene Ontology annotation, biological process: intracellular iron ion homeostasis; iron incorporation into metallo-sulfur cluster.